Didymosphaeria variabile is the source of this 2448-nucleotide messenger RNA. RefSeq lists its product as uncharacterized. NCBI's taxonomy places the organism in Eukaryota, Fungi, Ascomycota, Dothideomycetes, Pleosporales, Didymosphaeriaceae. The record is from RefSeq and is a predicted model, not a curated record. The coding region runs from base 1 to 2448 and encodes 815 amino acids. The transcript has a single exon.
AUGUCGAAUCAAAAGCGCAAAGCGCGGUACGAGAUCGACGAACACGAGGAUAAGAGGUACCGUCAGACACAGCCGAACGCGUAUCGCCAGAACCACGCUGGCAAGCACGCGAACAACCGCGGUGGUAAACCAUUUGCGCAUCCUCAACCGCACACUCAGGCGCAGAUUCAGCAACAGCUCAGCCAGGUAGACCAAAACCGGAUCGCGCAAUCAUGGCAGCAGAUGCAGCAGAUGCAGCAGAUGUUCAACUUCCUCGCGCAAAAUGGACAGCUGCCAUUUCUACAACAGCAGGAGCCGCAGGUCGAUGGUGGAGUGGCGCAACAACACACUCCGCCACCCCCAGAUCGCAAGUCGGAAUUUUUCGCCCCAUAUAGCGAUUUCACCAUCCCAAUCCUAUGGUCGACCAAGAUUGAUCACAGUUUCAGCCCGAAUCUUCAGCAGGACCAGUGGGACUCAACCGCCUGGACGAACUACUACAGCGCAAUUACAAUGCUCAAAGCCGGCAUCACGCGUCAACAAUUUGGACUUCCUGAAGCAAAAGAAGGCCAUGGCGGGUCUGUUACUAUCGACUAUGCUGACCUAUACCUCGAUCUCAGCGAUGGUAAAGUCUACGUUGCCGCAUCCGAGCGCGGCUUGAUGACCGUGCCGGACUACCUCAAGCUCUGCGGCAUCGCAUGGGAGCGCAAGCUGCGUUUUACUGGCAAGGCUCCCGAGUGGGCCAAGGCAGUUUUCGACGCUGCCGAGAAGCGAUAUGUCACCGAAGAGUUUAAGGAGCUGCCCUUGCCCGUACGUAGCGAGGUGCUGGUAUUGAUGAAGUUUCCGGUCUCCGCUCCACGAACGCCUGCUGGCACCUGGGGUUGUGUGUACUCCGCGCAUCUCAAGAAGGUGGUCCAGUUUCCAUUGGUGUACACCUCGGACCGGGAGUUAGCAUUGGUAAAGGAGAGUCCAGGUCCGCUUUCUGCUGCUGAGGUGAAACAUGUGUUCGCUUUUCCAGAGAAGAACCCUAGCCCUCAGGAGCUUGGUGAGGCUCUUUUCAAGCAAGCCGAAGAGUGCGAGUCGGGCAAUCUUGACUUGCAGAUGACCAAGAGCCGCGAUGACUACCUCCAAGAAUGCGGUCAUCUGUAUGGCAAGUACUCACUAGCUAAUACACAGGAAGAGAAGGGUAUCUUCUUCAACCCGCCUAAUGUUCCAUACGACGAGGAUCCAAACGACUUCACCGUAUACGAGGGCAGGAAGGGAAAGAAGGAGACAUUUUUCGUGGACUGGAGUCGAGUUCGGCGGAACACCACGUUCACUAUGAACGGCAUAUACUUCAGGCCUAUCGAUACAUCCAAGAUCGAAGAGGACCCAGAAUUGAGCGCAAACCCUCAAGACAAGUUCCAACGUGCCACCUUGAAGCACAACAUCGCGAUCUCGAAGCCGGUUGAUCCUCCCAAUGAGAAGGACACCUCAUUGACCACGCAUUCGGAAGUAGUUGAAGUCGGCAACGAUGGCCAGAUCAUCGAGAAGCGUGCCGAUGAAACUUCGCGGUCAAAAGAAAGUGGAAUGCAGGAAGUCCAGGCUCCGGACUCAAGUUCGUUCAGUCCGUCCGCCAACCUAACACAAAACAGUGUCGAUGCGACAUCAAAGGCAAUCGACCAUGGCAGCGACUCCAAGGCCAGUGGGGAACACCGAGCGCGCAGAAUGCAAGAGUUGCGGCAGAUGUUGGAUACCAAGCGCGCUGAGAAAUCACUCCAGAAAUCGAGCGCGAGUACCCAGGACUACGUCGCCGAUGCGGCCCCCGAGGGCAACAAUGCGAGUUCCACGAUCAUCGAAGCCUCCACGAACGAGGUCCAGCAGCCACGCGAGGACUUUACUGAGAGCUCCAUCGAAGAUACCGAGCGCGCUAAGGCGAUUAUAUUCGCCGACAUUAUCGACAACUUCAACAAGGUCAUUCAGGAGGCAGAAACGGAAGAAAUCCCCUUUGACAUCCAUGCCUCAUCAUCGCGGAAGCGUAAGCGUUCGGAUAGCCCAGCGCCACCUAUCAAACGGGUCAAGACCUUAAAUAACGGAGCAUCUACCGAGACCAGCGCGACAUCGCCGACCAUCGCCCUUCCCGAGGGCGGUGCUGUGGAAGACCUAAAGACAAUUGCCGAAGACAACGACGAAGUAUACGACGACUCAGCUAUCGACCUCAGCGUCGAUCUAACAGCAGACACCGCUGACGAGAACACACUGGAGCCGCUGACGACUCCGGCUAGCUAUAACGAUGUUUCUGUGAAGAGUGCUCCGGUAGAGGACGUUUGCGAAGGGGACAGCGCAGACAUCGACGACUCUAGUAUCGAUCUCGCCGGCGACACUUCGGACAAGGACGAACCAUCUCUUGCACCGCUCGAGGCUCAGCCGCAGCCUGCUACUGGACCCGAUAGAGCACAAGACCCGAUCGACGAGGAGGAAGAACAGUUGUAA